Molecule: messenger RNA, 886 nt
Organism: Lobosporangium transversale
Lineage: Eukaryota; Fungi; Mortierellomycota; Mortierellomycetes; Mortierellales; Mortierellaceae
Exons: 5
Coding region: 1-591 (196 amino acids)
Source: RefSeq, a predicted model, not a curated record
AUGAUCGGAAAUAUUGAUAGAACUUGUAAUGUCCCUCCAGACUAUGAAGAGCUUAAUUCAAACAAUGCACGCCUCUUGUUCGCUGAAGCUGAUGCUGAAGCUGAUGCUGAAGCUGAUGCUGAAGCUGAUGCUGAAGAUGAACGACUGCAUGGCUCCAACCAUGAAAGAGUCGACGAUCGAGUUCCUUGUGAACUCGCUAGAGCUAGGACCAAAAAUGUAGGCCUCGUUUUUCCGGCUGCAUUCUUUGAUUAUUUCCUCCAACAUCAGCUUCUCAUCGUCAGUCAUCGCCCUUGGUUCAAUAUCAAACAGUGGGAGAAACUCAGGGCCUUUACCGACGUUGUAUUCUUCCAUCACUUCUUUCCAAGUGAAUUUCGAAAAACUCUUUCCAGGAUUGUCCAGGGAUAUGACAAGAUGCAAGAAUAUCUUGAGGUCCUUGUCCUCAGCAAACUGGUCAAAGUACUUCUCAAGGAAAAGAUGAAAUUCAGCGAGAGUUGCCGUCUUGGUAUCCGUCACGAAGGUGCAAACAAUCUUCUUUCCUCCUCUUUUGUCGAUGAUUCUCAAUGCUGCAACGCAAUAGAAUGCAAAAAAUAAAAAUAAAAAUAAAAAAGACAUAAAAAGUGGUUAUAAUUCCGUCUUUCCAAGCUGUAACGAUAAAAAAAAUUGCUAAUUCAUUCUAUCCACAUCUAUCCACACUUACAUAUGGAAGUAUUCUUCGUCAAUGCCUCGAGGUCCGACAGCUGUUUACGCAAAGCUGCAAUCUCGGGGUGUUGGGUAUCUAGGUUGAACAACAGGUAAUGGAGCAGGAACUAGUUGAUUAAUUAAGAUACAUCCCAAACAUAAAGGGUUAUCUUUCAGAAGUCAAAUCAAUGACGUCAUGAAAGAAAAU